AUGUUAACAUGGCGUCCUCAAUGUCAUUCUUUGGUUUAAGCCGUAUUCUCGCUCUUAAAUCAGUCACAAAAACAUUUGUGAAUCCUGUCAGGUCAGUAAGCACAUCAGGAUGUAGGCUGGCAGAGGGACAGGGAUCCCAGCUCAUCACUGUGGAUGAGAAACUGGACAUCUCAACUCUGACUGGCGUUCCAGAGGAGCAUAUUAAGACACGCAAGGUCCGCAUCUUUGUGCCAGCCCGCAACGCCAUGCAGUCGGGCGUCAAAAACACACACAAGUGGAAGAUAGACUUUGACACCAGGGAGCGCUGGGAAAACCCUCUGAUGGGCUGGUCCUCUACGGCAGAUCCACUGUCCAACAUGGUGCUCACAUUCAGCACUAAGGAGGACGCCAUCGCUUUCGCAGAGAAGAAUGGUUGGAGUUAUGAUAUAACUGAAAAGAGGGUCCCGAAGCCGAGAGUGAAGUCAUAUGGAGCAAACUUUUCCUGGGACAGAAGGACUCGAAGGUCGGCCAAGUAGCCAUCCUGUUUCGGCCUGUCUGUGUUAUCUUUAACAGACCUGUAAAAAUAAUAUACUCUAUGUAUCUAAUAAACUAUCUUUACAACA
Danio rerio (zebrafish) is the source of this 602-nucleotide messenger RNA. RefSeq names its product NADH:ubiquinone oxidoreductase subunit S4 (gene ndufs4). The record is from RefSeq and is marked provisional. Gene Ontology annotation, biological process: electron transport chain. Gene Ontology annotation, cellular component: mitochondrial inner membrane. NCBI's taxonomy places the organism in Eukaryota, Metazoa, Chordata, Actinopteri, Cypriniformes, Danionidae.